GUUUGGAAGGCACUUUGAAUCCCCGCUCCUGUGGCAGAGCAUUGUCAUGAUCCUCACCAUGCUGUUGAUGCUGAAGCUCUGCACCGAGGUUCGUGUGGCCAAUGAACUGAACAUAAAACGCCGUUCCUUUGCAGCCACAGACAGUAAGGAUGAAGAACUCAGAGUCCCCCCCAGGCGGCCCUACCUGGCUCACAGAUCUGGAGAUUACAAGACAAAGGAGAAGGUAAAAGAAAAAGAUGAAUCAUUUCUACAGAAAAUGAGCCCAGAACAACAAUUGAAUUCUUCAAUUAAAAUCACUAAGUGCCAAGCAAGACAGUACCACCCUGCCAUUCUUCUGGGACGUGAGAGAAAAUCAAGAACAGCAGAUAGCCACCCAGAAACUCUCAUAUCCUAGUAUCUUGGGGGACCAAUUUCAACAAAAAUAUAGUCAGCUUUUCUGGAGUCUCCCGUCCCUGCACAGUGAAUCUCUAGUGGCCGCUGCCUGGAUCCCUCGGGGCUCUUGUACUCUACCCUCUCCCUUCUCCUUCUUCAAUGCCAUCUCCAAUGUUUAUCCUGUUCUGAGGCAGGAUGGAAUGUCCCCAGUGCUUUCCCAGUCACAUCAUCAGUCCUACCUGGAGCUCCGAUCCUCAACUUUAAUUCUGUCUUCAUCCCAAUUCCCGCACCAACCUCUGAAUCAGGCCCAGAGUCAUCAGGCCUGAUCUCUCCCAGCCCAACUGUCUGCUUUUUUACCCCACACUAGGGAUACUGGAACAUCCUCCUAUCAACCAAGUGGUAAAACGCAAGGCCUUCCCACUGAAAUCCAACACAUAGAAAGAAUCAUUUAAGAAACAGCUAGAAAGUGGGUUGGCUUAACCCCAUAUGGUCCAGAGACCUCAAGUAGUCUGUGAUGUCUUGGCCCACAACCUUUCCCAAGGCUUGGCAGUGCUGGUCCUUCCUGACAAUUUCCUGAUCAGCCCCGAGCUCCGGGAGAAACUAGAAGAA
Molecule: messenger RNA, 981 nt
Organism: Nannospalax galili (Upper Galilee mountains blind mole rat)
Lineage: Eukaryota; Metazoa; Chordata; Mammalia; Rodentia; Spalacidae
Product: PQ-loop repeat-containing protein 1
Biological process (GO): retrograde transport, endosome to Golgi; phospholipid translocation
Cellular component (GO): trans-Golgi network; endosome
Source: RefSeq, a predicted model, not a curated record